AGAGUAGAAAGACUUUUUAUGUUUUUAUCUUCUGACCUUAACAAGGCAUACGUAAACUUUUUGCUGCAUAUACUGCCUGUGUUUGAACAUUUUAAUGUGACAUUACAGUGUAAAUCUCCAAAAAUUCACAUCCUGAGGCAGUUGAUGAAUGAACUUUUUAAAACACUUUUAUCCAAGUUUAUGUUACCAAAUGUUGUAAAAUCUUCUAAAUCAUUUUUAGAGGUAAAUUUUUAUUCAAGAGAUAACCAAAAAGAUGAUGUUGAUCUAGUUGUAGGACAGACUACGAAUAAAAUUGUUGAGUCUUUGAGUGAUAAAGAAAAGAAAUCAUUCUAUGCACACAUCAGAAAAUAUUUUGUCAAAGUAUGUGACUAUAUGAGACAGAAAUUUCCCUUUAAUGAUGAAGUAGUAAUUAAUGCUGAAUUUGCUAAUAUGGAAAACUUUGACAAAGCAUCUUUUUCUAGUGUCAAAUUUUUUAUUGAUCGUUUUCCAGGACUGUUGAAAUCUUUAGGUGAUUGUUCAACAGUUGAUGAAUUGCAGUCACAAUUCAAUUCUUUGCAGCUGGAAGAUUUUCUUGGUUCUCUUGAGUCAGAGCAAAGAAUUGAUUCUAAAUGGGAUAAAUUGUGUGCCAUGUUUAAAAAUAAAUAUGAUUUGUUAUCUAAAUUCAUGUUGUCAAUACUAGCAAUACCACACAUCAAUUCUGAGUGCGAGCGCAUAUUUAGUUUGGUUACAAAAGCACACACCCAGUUUAGAUCCUCUAUGACUGCCAAAAAUUUGGAGAACCUAAUGACUGUCAAACCAAAAUAUUCAGAACCCUGUUUUAAACAAAAAUUUGAUGAUGAUUUCUUGAAAAGAGCAAAAUCUGCUACUGUUAAUAAAUUUGCUAGUUAAUUGUGCUUGUUAUGAUUUAAUUGAAAGUUUAUUAUUAUGUUCUGUAUUUACUCUAAUCAUCAAUCAAAAAUAAAUCUUCUUUCAAUAAAUGUAUACUGAUUUCUAAUGUAAUGGUCUUUAACUAUUUAGUUUUUGUAAUAAACAUAUGAGCAUUACACUUAAUUCCAGUCUUUCACCCCCUUUCCCUCUUUUGGGGUCUCCUCUUUUUUUAUUUUCUGAGGUUGGCACAUCUGCAUAUGAAUUCCUUUUAAAAUUAUUUUUCAUAUUUCCUCCUUGCUUUUUUGUGGGUUAUCCAUGAUUUUUAUUGCAGCAGUGUGCUUGCCACUCAAUUCCACGGAUAAUCGGGUUAUACUGUAUUUAACCUUAUGUCUUAAUCAGGGAUGCAGAAAAUUCUCAGAGCCUAAUAUUAUCCCAGAAUACAGUUUGUUUGGUUUGAAAUUCCUUGCAAAAUUAUAAAGCUUUUCUUUUUAUAGUUAUAAUAACUUUUUCAAAGGAAUUUUAGAAAGAAAGUAUAAAUUUUGUUAAAAUUUUUUGAUAAAUACUCCUUUUUAGUUAAAAAAAAAAAAAAAAGUUUGAUUUUUCGUAGUGCAUGAAUAAACAGGAAAAAUAUUGUCAUGCAAAAGAUUUUUUUACAAUAAAAUUUUUUUUAGUCUUUUUAUUUUUAUUUUUAAAAUUAGACCAAAGAUUUUCAGAGUAGUUCCCGAUCCUUGUUUGUGUGAUUGGACAUAUUCUGAACGCAUGGUCUUAAUUAAAAUUAUGUUCCUUUUUGUACAGGAUCUCCAAUUAAAUCGAGUAUCCAUUGAAGAAGUGACAGAAAAAGCAGGGCAUGUUGGUGCAAAGCCCA
Parasteatoda tepidariorum (common house spider) is the source of this 1732-nucleotide messenger RNA. NCBI's taxonomy places the organism in Eukaryota, Metazoa, Arthropoda, Arachnida, Araneae, Theridiidae. The record is from RefSeq and is a predicted model, not a curated record.